This is a messenger RNA of Parastagonospora nodorum SN15, 360 nucleotides long. RefSeq lists its product as hypothetical. The transcript has 2 exons. The record is from RefSeq and is a predicted model, not a curated record. NCBI's taxonomy places the organism in Eukaryota, Fungi, Ascomycota, Dothideomycetes, Pleosporales, Phaeosphaeriaceae. The coding region runs from base 1 to 360 and encodes 119 amino acids.
AUGUCGGCCGCAACGCCUGCGAGGGAGGCGAAGGCGCAACCUCCGGGAGUUGCGAAAGAUCCAUUGCCAUCCGUCGGUCACUCAAUCGAAGCAUUUCCUGCCAUCUUCAAGCUUCUUCAAUCGCAUACUGAGCUGCUUGCACUAGUCACGCUCUUCGUGCACUGGCUGUACCAUCAAGAAAUACCUACAGACGGAAAAGUCUGGGCUCGCUUGUCGAUGCCCAGUGUACAUUUUUUCUGGAUGAAUUAUGGUCUACGAGAGUAUAUAAAGGCAUACAGCUUUGGCGAUCGCUUUGCUGUGCCCGCUUUCUCUCGCGCAUCCAACAAUGCCCUUGCGCAAACAGAUCUCAGUGGAUACUAG